UCGCUGCCGGAGGAAGGGGGCGGAAGAAGUGAAGGGGUCGUGGCUGGUGCCGGUGGGAGUUGCUGUCGCCGCUGCGGGUGCGAGCUCCGGAGAGAAAACUGCUUUGCCAUCUUCACUUACAAGUGCAGCAGACCCGUGGACUCUCAUUAGUGUAUCAGCUCUGACACUGCCUGAAGUCAAGUGGCAGCAGCAGUGGCAUGUCCAGACAUAAGCAGAGCCAGCAGCUUUUUCUGCCUCACUUGUACUCAAGAGUCUUGUAUUUGAAAGCCACUUCAAGCUCUUCAACUCUCAUAAGUCAAGAUGAAGCAACAAAUUGAAUUAGUUUUCUAGUUCAAACCAAAUUAUCUUGCAUCUUCAAUAGCAAUGAAACAGGUAGAUUCUAAUAGCAUUAUAGACCUGACUUCAUGUUGAACAUGAGCCUUGUUAUGAUCAUUGAGAAUGUGAAGUUGGCCCGUGAAUAUGCCUUGCUGGGAAAUUAUGACUCUGCAAUGGUCUACUACCAGGGAGUUCUUGACCAAAUGAAUAAGUAUCUGUACUCUGUGAGAGAUACCUAUCUCCAACAGAAAUGGCAGCAGGUUUGGCAGGAGAUAAGUGUGGAAGCUAAGCAUGUGAAAGACAUAAUGAAAACACUGGAGAGUUUUAAGCUAGACAAUACUCCAUUGAAAGCCUCACAACAAGAAUUACCAGCUCACGAUGCAGAAGUCUGGUCUUUGCCAGUACCUGCUGAACGUAGACCUUCGCCAGGACCCAGGAAGCGCCAGUCUGCUCCGUGCAGUGAUUGCAGAGGUCACAAUAAUCGUGUAAGUGCAGCUGUCAGAGGCUCUCACCGUCCAUCCUCUCGAAACCCCAAUGAUAAAGGGAAGGCGGUCCGCAGCCGGGAAAAAAAGGAUCAGCAAAAUAAAGGAAAAGAGGAAAAGAACAAAUCCACAUCUGAGAUUUCAGAGUCUGAACCAAAGAAAUUUGAUAGUACUGGAUAUGACAAAGACUUAGUAGAAGCUUUGGAAAGAGAUAUAAUUUCUCAGAAUCCCAACAUUCGAUGGGAUGACAUUGCUGAUUUAGUAGAAGCCAAAAAGCUCCUUAAGGAAGCUGUAGUUUUACCAAUGUGGAUGCCAGAGUUUUUCAAGGGGAUUAGAAGACCAUGGAAGGGUGUGCUGAUGGUUGGUCCUCCUGGUACUGGAAAGACCCUCCUAGCAAAAGCUGUAGCCACUGAAUGCAAGACAACUUUUUUCAAUGUUUCUUCCUCCACACUUACCUCAAAAUACAGAGGAGAAUCUGAGAAACUUGUUCGUCUGCUGUUUGAAAUGGCUCGAUUUUAUGCCCCAACAACCAUAUUUAUUGAUGAGAUAGACUCCAUCUGUAGCCGCAGGGGAACUUCAGAGGAGCACGAAGCCAGCCGACGUGUGAAGGCAGAACUGCUAGUUCAAAUGGAUGGUGUUGGGGGGGCUACUGAAAAUGAUGAUCCUUCUAAGAUGGUCAUGGUACUUGCUGCUACUAAUUUUCCUUGGGAUAUUGAUGAAGCUCUAAGACGGAGACUAGAAAAGAGAAUUUACAUUCCUUUACCAUCAGCCAAAGGUAGAGAGGAACUCCUAAAAAUAAAUCUGCGAGAGCUGGAGCUGGCUGAUGAUGUUGACCUUGCAAACAUAGCUGAGAAAAUGGAGGGUUAUUCAGGUGCAGACAUUACCAAUGUAUGCAGAGAUGCAUCAUUGAUGGCUAUGAGGAGGCGUAUUGAAGGCUUGACACCAGAAGAAAUAAGAAAUCUUCCCCGAGAUGAAAUGCACAUGCCAACAACUAUGGAAGACUUUGAAAUAGCUUUGAAGAAAGUUUCUAAAUCUGUUUCUGCUGCGGACAUUGAGAAAUACGAGAAAUGGAUAGUUGAGUUUGGAUCAUGUUGAGUUGUCUUCUCUUGAAGAAACCACCUUGUGUCUUAAAAAAGCUUUAGAAAUAAUUGAUGUGUCAGCAUGCUCUUUUUAACUUUUGUAAUUUAAGAGCAACAGAUGUCUAAAUAAAUCUUUUUCUUAAAUGCAA
Cinclus cinclus is the source of this 2025-nucleotide messenger RNA. RefSeq names its product katanin catalytic subunit A1 (gene KATNA1). NCBI's taxonomy places the organism in Eukaryota, Metazoa, Chordata, Aves, Passeriformes, Cinclidae. Gene Ontology annotation, molecular function: ATP hydrolysis activity; ATP binding; microtubule severing ATPase activity. The transcript has 12 exons. Gene Ontology annotation, biological process: microtubule severing. The coding region runs from base 405 to 1892 and encodes 495 amino acids. Gene Ontology annotation, cellular component: microtubule cytoskeleton. The record is from RefSeq and is a predicted model, not a curated record.